Centruroides sculpturatus (bark scorpion) is the source of this 2294-nucleotide messenger RNA. RefSeq lists its product as uncharacterized. The transcript is spliced from 8 exons. Bases 184 to 1320 code for a protein of 378 amino acids. The record is from RefSeq and is a predicted model, not a curated record. Lineage: Eukaryota; Metazoa; Arthropoda; Arachnida; Scorpiones; Buthidae.
AGCGUAUUGCGCGAUUCACGUGCGCAUUAAAGGCACGCAAAACAAGAUGGCGGCGGACACGCUUUGUUAUUCUCGACAGUAGUUUUUACGAUCGGGAAAAUACGGAAGAUGAACGCGGCCGACGAUCUCGUCUUUAUUUUAAACAAGUAUUAAGUUUUAUCAUUUUCGUUGGAAAUUAAUGAAAUGAAGGUAAAAGAAAACCUUUCGGACGAUUUCGAGACCAAGACAAAAAUCGCUAAGGAAGAAGCUCGAGAAGAGGAAAUCGUUCCUUUUUUCAAACUUCCGGAAGAAUCAGGUUGGUCUGAUCAGUCCACUCAACCUCAUGUCUAUCGCCAUGUUGUCUUGCAGCAGAGUGUUACCAUGUUAGCCUAUAUGGAUCACUCCACAUACAAUGGCACUCAGCCUCCCAGCAUUUCCGAACCAAGAGUGUUUUUAGGUUUUUCUAUCAAUGAUUUGCCCAUUUUGAUUGGUGCAGCUGUUGGUGCUGCAGGUCUCAUAAUAAUAAUUUUGUUUGCUAUUAUUGUUUGGCACUGCUGCCGAAUAAGACAGAGACAUGAUAAAGGUUACUAUAUUGAUGGAUCUUGUCCAGAAGAUGGUUGCACAAGAAAAUUGGGAAGCACAAAUAUUGUUCAAAGUGAUUCCGUCGUGUUUUUGGGAGUGUCUUCUGGACGGUCAGACAGAGUUCAACCUGUAGAAACUAGGACAGUGGUGUACCAAGGAACUUUGACUCGUUCCCAAUCAGUACCUUUGAAAGAGCAGACAGUUCCUGAAACUAAAAGUGCUGUAAAGAAACGACCCGUCAGUCAACCAGUUCAGUUUCCACUGGCUAGUUUGAUACAUUGUACGUCGACAAAAGCACAGACAUUACCUUCAGCAUACACAAGACAUAUGCCAGAGAAGAUUUAUUAUGCAACUCUUGGACUGCCAAGCAUACCAGAAGUAGCUCUGAGAAGUUGUGAAUAUUUACAGGAUAUAGCAGUCUAUAAUCAGUUUGCUUCGUGCAAUGCUUUGGAUGAAUCUUGUCACUACACAUGCUUAUAUCCAGUGAAUCCAGAUCUAACAAUGAAAUCACGUAGUCUUCCUACCUGGGGACGAUGCCGCCCCAGGCCUCUUUCAACUGAAGAUGAUCUAAAUGAGCUUUAUGCCAAGGUGAGUUUCAGCAAGAAACGCAAAAAUAGAAUGAAAAAUGACAGCGCAGCAGCAAUUGCAAUGAAUAAGAGCCGCAGCACUUUUGUUGCAAUACCAUUCACCCACAAAGACACAGAUUCCCUGGUAGAUAAUGAAGCAGUAGUAGUGUAUGACGAGCGUACUGCAUUAUAAUUACCAGAGCUACAAGUUUCCCAUGGAAACUUUUUAAACUGCCUGUAAUUAAUCAUUAUUUAAAUUCUUGUACUUGGAAAAUUUUGGAGUGAGUAGUGAAUUUCCUUUUCAUGAAUGUUGCAUGUUAAUAGUAGAAAGAGAAGAAAAAAGAUUUCAUUCAUUCUUCACAUAUAUUGUGAACUUUAAAACUUAAUGCUUAAUCCAAAUCAUGGCAAAAAUAAUAAAAUCAAAUUUUCAUUUGAUAAGAAUAUUUUCCAUGUGAUCAGUUCACAUUUUGAUAACUAGGAUGCAUAAUUUGUUUCUCUAAUAAUGAUAAAUCUUACAUUUUGAUAGCAACAUCCUUUUUUUCUAUCAAAUAUACAUAUACAUGUUUUCUAUUCCCGUUUAAGAAAACAAAAGUUGAUUGUUUUCUGACAAGUUUUUUGGGUUUUUUAUAUCCAAAAACGUGGAUUUUUCUGUCACGUUUACAAUCCAUUCAGUAUUAUAUUUAAUACAUUUAUAAUUAAAUUUAAAAAAAAUUGCCAAAAUUAACAAUUACUGCCAUAUAAUUUGCAUAAUUUUCUUUCAAAAUGAUGAAUUAUGGAUCCUGGAUUUCAAAGAAAGAAUUUUGUCGGAGGAUAAAUUCUUUGUAAUAAAUGCUAGCAAUCCAUCUCGUCCGAGAUUUUACUCAUUUCAUUACAACAAUAUGAGAUAUUUUUGUCAAGAAGUUAAAUAUAUUUUUACAUUGUGCAAGACACAAAUAAUAUUUAAUUUUUUUGAUGUUUGUAAAUCUGUUUGUAUUAACUAAUAUAUUUUCUUCAUAGAUUUGUGUAAGUUAAAAGAUUGUAUGUUAAAAACUUUUGUGACAAUUCUCAAAAUUACAACUUGGGAAUCUGUUAUGUUGUAAUUUAAAACUGUUUUAAUAUUGUGAUAGAUGUUUUUGGAUGAAGAGUUGUCGGCCUUUGAUUUUUUAAUAAAAUAUUAAUGUGUUUGUC